GCUCGUUUCUCACCAUUCUCUCUCCAAUCGCGCGGCGCCGAGGCUGAACGACGGGCGACGAAAUCCUCAUCGCAGCAGCUACUGCAACGGCGGCGACGAGAUCGUGACGGAGCAGCUACCGCAACGCGCGGCGACGAGAUCCUGACGGAGCAGAUACCACAACGGCGACGAGAUCGUCAUCGCGGCAGCUACUGCAACGGCGGAGACGAAAUCCCGCGCAGCAGCUAUUGCAACGCGCGGCGAUGAGAUCCUGACGCAGCAGCUACCGCAACGGGGACGAGAUCGUCAUCGCAGCAGCUAUCGCAACGGUGGCGACGAGAUCUGAUCGCACCAGCUAUCUCAACGACGGCGACGAGAUCUGAUCGCAACGGCGGCGACGAGAUCUGAUCGCACCAGCUAUCGCAACGGCGGCGACGGCGGAGAAAGCUCCUGAUCGCAGCUAAGACAUUGACGAUGGACGAGAAUCGUGUAGAUGAAGUUUCUGUUGGUUCUGUAGAUGCUCAACAACUCGUGCAAAUUGCAACAUCUUCUGAAGCAACAGAAGGCGGAUAUCAGCUGGAAACCUCUAUUUCCACCAACAGUGGCAACAAUGAACAAGAAGAAGGUGUGACAUCAAACAGGACCGAGUUAGACUACACUUGUUUGGGGUUGGCAUUCAAAACCAUUGAGGAAACAAAACAAUUCUACAAGAACUAUGCUCACGAUCUUGGCUUCAGCGUGAGGGACAUGGGAGCUGUCAAACGUUCUACAAAAAGACAGCCAACCAAAACAGCACGAUAUGCUAGGUAUUGCUGCAGCAAAGAAGGAUACAAGACCACAAGCAAGUCAAAUCCCAAGAAUAAAGGAACAAUCGAUGUCAAGGCUUAUCAACGUGCUGUACCAGAAACUAGAGUUGGCUGCCCAGCUAUAAUCAAAUUUAGAUAUGAUAUCGAGAAGGAUGAAUGGCUGCUGGACAAGUGGAUAACAGAACACAACCAUGAUCUCCUCCCUGCAAAAUUCAAACAUCUAUUGAGGUCCAACAAGGGGAUCUCAGAAAUGCAUGCAAUGGUCGCACAAGUGCAUGCAGAUUGUGGAGUUUCACUACGGAAAUCGUAUGAGUUGUUCACCACAACUUCAGGGGGGAGGGAGAAUGUACCUUUUACCCCUCAUGAUCUGAAGAACUAUAUCACAGGGACAAGGCAGAAAUCAAUGAAACCAGGCGAAGCAACUAUACUUCUUGAAUAUUUUCGCCACGAAGCUUACAGGAAUCCAUCAUUCUUCUAUGAAAUUGAGGUAGAUAGUAACGAAGAUAUUGCAAGUAUAUUCUGGGCUGAUGCAAGAAUGCGGUUUGACUACAGUUGCUUUGGAGAUACGAUCAGCUUCGACACAACAUACAGGACAAACCAGAAUUAUCGUCCACUAGCUUUGUUUGUUGGCUUCAACCACCAUCGAGCACUCUGCAUCUUCGGGGCUGCUCUCCUUUAUGAUGAAACAACCGCUACAUUCAAGUGGUUUUUCGAUGCAUUCUUGAAAUGUAUGUCAGGCACCCGACCAACAUCAAUAUUCACCGACCAAGCUGCUGCAAUCGCCGCUGGGAUUAGAUCCGUCAUUCCUGAAGCAUUCCAUGGCUUAUGUACUUUUCAUAUCAAGCAGAAUGUAAUGAAGCAUCUCGACACCACAAACACAAACAUUCUAGAAGAUCUGCAAUAUGUCACUUUUGGGGUAGAAAAUGAGGAAGAAUUUGAGUACAAUUGGUCAAGGUUGCUAGACACACAUUAUCCAGAAGAAGGCACCAAUCCAAGGAACUGGUUGGAUUCAAUUUACAAGGUGAGGAAACAGUGGUCUUCAGCAUGGAUUAAGGACCACUUCACAGCUGGUAUGCGAAGCUCACAGCUGAGUGAGUCUUGUAACAGCAACCUCCGAAACUACCUUCAAUCAGAUGACAACCUAGUUGAGUUCUUCACAUACUUCAACAAGUUUGUCGAACGGAAAAGAUCAGACGAAAUGGACAUGGAUUAUCAAAUGGCAAACACAGUCCCAAACACCAUGUAUGACAGAAGCCCACUUGUUCAGCAAGUCGCGAAAUUAUACACAACUAAGAUCUACAGUUCUUUCCUUGAGGAGUAUUCAGAAAGCCUUGCUUUUUUUGUGUUCCGGAAUGAAUCUAUGGAUAGAGAUGGAAUGACAGCUUAUGAAGUGAAGAAACUAGGAGGAUUCGACAAAAGAGUCGUGUUAGUGAACAAAGAGGAGAAGAAAUACAAGUGCUCAUGUCGUUUGUUUGAAAGUUCAGGCUGGUUGUGCAGACAUAUAAUCAGGCAGAUAGAGAUGGUUGGAUUCAAUGGUGAUGAUAUUGAGCAAUUGACUAUCCCUAAGGAAUACAUUCUGCCACGAUGGACGAGAGAUGCCAAAUCUGGAGAGAAGUUCACAAUAAACACAACAGAAUGUGCUGCAACAGAUACUUAUGCAGGGAGGUAUCAAGAACUGUGUGCUAGCAUGGUUAUCCUAGCAACAAAAGUCUCAAUGAAUGACAAGGUCUUCUCAAUGGUUAAGGAAAAGAUUGCAGAGCUCACUAAACUUGCUUUCCAAAGCCUUCAGACUCAAGAAACUCAGCAAACAGCACCUGUUGGAACCACCAGUACAUCACCCUCGCAAAGCGCUGCUGCUUCAGCUACAAAUGACAAGUAUGCCAAUGUGAAGGGAUUCAAGGCUCGACAAGACCCAUGGAAAUCAAAGAAGAGGCCAAAAGGUGGACUUGAGGUAGCGCUGGAGAGGGCUAGAAAGCAAAGAAUUGAUGAACAGGCUGCCAACAAGCGUUACAAAAGCAAAAAUGAGUGAUGAUUAGUCUCCUUGUUGUUAUCCGUGUUUUUUUAUCUGUCAUAGACUUUUAGAUUUCAAUGACAACUAUGAGACAAAUAUAAACAGUUGAAGGUUUUGGGACAAACAAUAACACAGAUACAUCAAAACAACCCACAUAUGUACUAAAACAAACCGUACAUUGUAUAAUCCAGGGAAACAGAAACAAACUAUAAACCUUAUGAACCACA
Messenger RNA from Linum trigynum, 3023 nucleotides. NCBI's taxonomy places the organism in Eukaryota, Viridiplantae, Streptophyta, Magnoliopsida, Malpighiales, Linaceae. The record is from the annotation of a GenBank genome assembly.